Molecule: messenger RNA, 697 nt
Organism: Cokeromyces recurvatus
Lineage: Eukaryota; Fungi; Mucoromycota; Mucoromycetes; Mucorales; Mucoraceae
Exons: 1
Coding region: 154-357 (67 amino acids)
Source: RefSeq, a predicted model, not a curated record
UUUCGGUCUCAGGUCUGGUUAUUAUAACGUUUCGAUAGUUCAUGCUUAUUUUAUUUAACAAAGUAUUAAAAUAAAAAGAGAUUGCAUUAGUUUCAUAUCAAGUAUAAUUGCAAACAUAUGUUUUAUUUCUUGCAUAUUUAGAGUCGCUAUUGCAUGCAAAGUAUCCUAUUCUUCUCUACCGCUUUUUUCUUUCUUUCUUUCACACACACACACACGCACUCUCUCUCUCUCUUCUCUUGCUUUCUUUUAGCUUAUUGCUAUAUCAUACAUUUAGAACGACUUUCUCUCUUCUUCUUCUUCUUCUUCUUUUCCUUUUUUUUGUCUUCAAAGGAAAUAUCUAAAACCGUUGUUUUGUAAUAAAUUGUUUCUUGAAUGUUAUUGCUUCUUUGCUAAUCGUCUCUCAUUCAAUGUUUCAGGACUUAAUACCGAAAAGUCAUCAUCACGACCACUGUAUAAAGCGUAAUAACUAUCUUUAUAUAUUUUAGGAUCUAAUGUUAUAUCUGGACUGUUUUCACGAGUUCUUGCUGUUGUAACUGCACAGCUACAAAAUAAAUUAUCAUGUGUUAUUACUGAAAAAUAUGCACAGGAACUAUCAUCUUCUUGAACUGUUGUUGUUGUUGUUGUUGUCUUGUUACAGCUAGAAGUUUUAUGUAAAGUGCUUUUGUUGCUUUUUUCAUAAUGAAUAGUUUGUGGGUUU